GCGGGUCGUGCGACGUUGCCCGACAGCAGCGCGGUCCGCCCCUCUCUCCGUCUCCCACCAUGUCUGCGGUUAAGCCCAACCAGGCCGACGGCCUCCGCCAAAGGAACGUCGCAACGAACGGCAACGGCAACGGAUGGACACCCACCGACGAGGGCAGGAAGACGGACCAGAUACUUGACAGCCACGUCGAGUAUGAGUUUGGCGGCCCAUGGGGUGUAGUCGCGAUCAUGACGGGCUUCCCCGCCCUCAUGUACUACCUCUGGGCUUGUCUCGUUUUCUACGACGGCCAGCUUGUACACCCUACAUCGAUGGACGACAUCCAGCCUUUCCUCUGGCGAAUCUGGGAGCAUAUCCGCGUUGACGCCAGUCCUAACGCUUACGCGUGGAAAGUCUACACCGGUCUCAUCGUCUACCAGCUGUUCCUUGCUUGGGUUGUCCCUGGUUACAUUCAAGAAGGCCUCCCCGUCCCGUCUCUGGGUUACAAGACGCUCGUGUACAAAUGCAACGCCUACGGCUCGAUUUACAUUACCAUGAUCACCGCGGCCGUCCUCCACACAACGGGCAUCUUCCGCAUGACGGAAAUCAUUGACAACUUCGGGCAUCUUAUGACAGUCGCUAUGAUCUACGGCUUUGGUGUCUCCUUUGGCAUGUACUUCCUCACCGUUGCCACUGGUAACCAGAUUCGCAUGUCCGGAAACCUCAUCUACGACGUCUUUAUGGGGGCGUGUCUCAACCCUCGCAUUGGUCCUGUCGACCUCAAGAUGUGGCUCGAAGUCCGCAUCCCCUGGGUCAUUGUCUUCUUCAUGUCCGUCUCCGGGGCAUGCAAGCAGUACGAGCAGUACGGCUACGUCACCCCUAACAUGUCAUUCAUGUGUCUUGCGACAUGGCUUUACCUCAAUGCUUGCGGCAAGGGUGAAGAACUCAUUCCGCAAACGUGGGACAUGUUCCACGAGAAGUGGGGCUUCUUAGUUAUCUUCUGGAACUUCGCCGGCGUUCCCUUCUCGUACAUCUACUCGGUUGUCUAUAUGGCCAGCCAUGACCCUUCGAAGUACCGCUUCUCUACGCUCGGUUACGCUGCCCUCUAUACCACGCUUCUUACGGCGUAUUACAUAUGGGACACUGCGAUGUCCCAGAAGAGUCGCUUCAAGUUGCAGACUCAAGGCAUCACGUCGUACCGCAGGACUUUCCCUCAGCUUCCUUGGGGUACCAUCGAAAAUCCUAGCUACGUUCAGACAGCACAUGGCAACCGCCUUCUCACCGAUGGAUGGUGGAGGUACUCUCGCAAGCCCAACUACGUUGCUGACUGGCACAUGAGCCUGACCUGGGGUCUCGUCAUUGGCACGGCGUCGCCCAUCCCAUACUUCUACUCCGUCUUCUUCAUCGUUGUCCUGAUUCACCGUUGCGGACGUGAUUUCGAGAGGUGCGCGAUGAAGUACGGAAAAGACUGGGAGCGCUACUGCUCCAUCGUCAAGUACAAGUUUAUACCUGGUGUCUAUUGAGCUGUCGAAGCUGAAGAGAGGCUAAUGUCGCGCGAUGCGAUGCCCUUCACAAAGUAUCUACUGUAUCCAAUGUAAUGGUUGCUGUGUGUUGUGUUGGAGCCCGAGCAAGGGUAGACACAGCAAACCGAGAUUCCACCGCCAUGCUGCUUGCCUAUUCAGUUUCAUGCACAGGUGCUGCGUGUCUUACCUGACGCCGGCGUACAUCCAGCG
Rhodofomes roseus is the source of this 1709-nucleotide messenger RNA. RefSeq names its product ERG4/ERG24 ergosterol biosynthesis protein. Gene Ontology annotation, cellular component: endoplasmic reticulum membrane. Gene Ontology annotation, molecular function: Delta24(24-1) sterol reductase activity. Lineage: Eukaryota; Fungi; Basidiomycota; Agaricomycetes; Polyporales; Fomitopsidaceae. Gene Ontology annotation, biological process: ergosterol biosynthetic process. The record is from RefSeq and is a predicted model, not a curated record. Bases 60 to 1499 code for a protein of 479 amino acids. The transcript has 10 exons.